CUGCCUCUGCACCCUGCACGGGCAGGACAGAGCCGUGUACCCCCUCACGUUCAGCGGAGGAUGAGUAAAGGAGGCUAGCCUGUUUUCUGAAGUAGACAUUCGUCGAUUAAUUCCUGUCUUUAUUUCUCUCUCAUUGUCGUCGAGGACUCGCUCUCGCCGGCUAAACGUCAGUUAGUCGAGUAGCAGUGACGAGCUGCGGUUAACGUUAGCAAUAUCAGGAACUUUCCAAAACAACGCUAGCUAACGUGCUUUGAGAACCAUAGUGUGGUUUCGUCGUCUUAUGUUUGAACAGCUGUCUUCAGGGGUCCCACGGUAAUAUCUCCGUGGAUGUGGAGUUUGCUGACACUUGAGCAGAUCUCCAUAAAGGAUUUCAGCACUGGGACGAUUUUGAUGUAGGGAGACACUGGUGUCAGGGGAGAUCUACAAGAAAGCUGAUAUCUGGGUCACCACGACUGAAGUAGCAGCUUGGAAUCUUCUCACCUGCAUUCGAACCCUAAACUGAAUUCAACAGAAAAAUGGAUGGGAUAGACACCCUGCAGAGCUCGGCCCCAGAGACCAAGGCUGAGCGAAUUGCUCGCUACAAGGCAGAACGGAGGAGGGAGCUUGCUGAGCGCUAUGGCAACAACGAUGAAUUCACCCCAAAGUAUGUCCGCAGGGACAGAAAAACUGGCGACACAUCCGAAACAGUGUCUUCAGAAACCAAGGAGAAGGAAAAAUAUGAGGAUAAUGGAUCAGAGCAAACCUAUACCAGGAGAGGCCUCAGGAAUAAAGUAACAGAGCCUGUGGAGCACACUGAUGAUGAGCCUGCCUUGGAAACAGACACAGUUUCCUCCUCCACGAAGACGUCCUCCCAUUGCAGGCUGCUGGAAACUGAUGACACAGAGGAGCUGAAGGUUGAGGAGAAGCUGGCCGAAUCAGCCAACAGGACUUCCAAGAUGUCUCUUUUUAAGGACCUGGAGGGGGCGGAGGAUGGAGGCAGCUGCCGACGAGCCGAUGAAAGGGUAGAGUGUCAGCUAAUGAGCAGCGAUGAAGAGGAAUCCUCUACCAGCCUUCCCAAAACUGGUACUAGCGAGGUAAUGGAUGAGAAAGAGGCCACAGAUGAAUAUGCCUCCUCCGUGGAAGAAAAGCCUUCCACUCUUCACUCCGACGAAGCUCUCCCCCUCAGCAAGAACAGAGACGCCUCUCCCCCUCCCUCUCCUCCCUGCCAGCUUGCCUCGCUCCAGCGCCAAGACUCUGGGCCUCGAGGCAUCAAGGGAAUCCUAAAGAAAAGCCGCUCCACCAGCGUGGAGUCGGACCACAGCGAGGGUUCGACGCCAGAGUGCGGGCCAGCCAGACAAAGCAGUGUCACCCUCAGCCACCCCGAGAGCGAGGAGGAGAUGGAGGAGGAGGAGGAGGAGGAGGAGGAGGAGGAGGAGAUGGAGGAAGAGGCCAAUGGGGAAAAUGACAGAGAGGAUGAGUCAGGAACUGACGACAUGACAGAUGGAGGGAGCUUCAGCAUCGACAGACAGCAGACGGAGGGAAGCAGCAGCAGCAGCAGAGGGAGCUUUGAGGAGAUGCGGAGUCCCUCGCCUGACGAGAGCCUGGAGCAGACGUCCACAGUGUCGGAGGAUGUUGAGGAGCUGGAGAGCAGUUUGGAUGGAAGCCAGGGCUCGUCACUCAAACAGAGGCUGGCAGAGUUCACCUGUGAAGGUGAGAAGACAGACAGACUGAAGAAGGUCAAGCCAGCCGAGCUGAUCCACACAUCACUGGCUGAUCGCUUCAGUCAGCUGCAGGAUUCUGAAAAUGCCUGGAGGAAAAAGAAGUCCAGUGUAGAUGUGGGGGCCAAGAUGUCACUGGCAGAGAGGAUGAAGAUCCUUAAAGACAAGGAGGAGCAGUGGAAGUGCAAAGGCAAAGGAGCAGCCAAUGACUCUGUCCAGUUCACAGUGGCUGGACGCAUGGCCAAGAGAGGUCUUGUGUCAGAUACCGGAAAGGAGGAGUCACCUCUUAUUUCUCUCCGGAAGUCUAAUGCCACACCUGUGAAGCCCCAUGACGAAAUCUCCAGUAGAACUGAUGUCAAGGUGGAAGGAGAUAAAAGGCUCGACAAGCUCGAGUCUUUCCUCGAUAAGCUCCACAGUAAAGGCGUGAGCAAAAGCAAGACGUCCACCAUCGAGGUGACGGCAGAGACCGAGAAAGAGGUGAUGACCCUUGAUGACGAGGAGACCUUCGGCAACUUCUACAAGUCUGUCUCACCCUCAACGCUCCAGGAUUUUAGUGUAGUUUUGACGGAGGAGGACCUCAGCCAGAUCCAGGCUGAUACACCAAAGCUCACCUCAACCGUAGCAGAACACAAGCGAGCCGUGCGACCAGCCAGAAGGAAUCAGGGCUCCAGGAACCCCCUGCGGGCUCUGGCUGCCCGGAACGACAUCCGCCAGGUCUACACUGAGCAGAGGCUUAACGUAGCCACGGUGGAGACCAAGAGGAUCCAAGUGGAGAGGAUGGCAAAACACUCCAAAACAAGCCUGGCUGAUGUGGCCUUGGCGGGUCUCGCCAGCAAGGAGAACUUCCGCAAGGUCAGCCUGCGCAGUGUGAAGUCGACGGAUGUUGUGACCAAUAACAGUGCACUGCCCUUCAACAAGCUCAUGCUCAUCCGCAUCAAAGGUCGCAGGCACGUCCAGGUGCGCUUGAUGGAGCCCACAGCCUCGUCUCUGAACAGCGGCGACUGCUUCCUUCUCAUAACACCAAAGCAGUGCUUCAUGUGGAGUGGAGAGUUCGCCAACGUCAUUGAGAAAGCUAAGGCGUCAGAGAUGGCGUCGUUUGUCCAGGCCAAGAGGGACCUUGGGUGUAAGGCCCCCCAGGUGACAGUGCUGGAGGAGGGCAUCAACACUGAUAGCAGAUGGGCUAAAGAGUUCUGGAGCCUGCUAGGAGGACAGACCCAAUACAGAGGAGCAGGGGAGCCAGAGGAGGAUGAGCUAUAUGAGAGUGGUGUGUUAGACUCUAACGGUGUGUACAGACUCGAGGGAGACAAACUGGUGCCACAUGAAGAUGCCUGGGCCUCCAUCCCAAGUGUCUCCUUGCUCAACUCUAAAGAGGUCUUAGUGUUUGAUUUUGGCAGCGAAGUGUACGUCUGGCAUGGGAAAGACGUGCCCUUGGGUGACAGAAAAGUUGCUGUGAAACUGGGAAAACAGCUCUACAGCGGCAGCUAUGACUACAGCAACUGCAGAGUCAACCCUUUAGACGCCUCCUGCACGAAUAAGGAUGUGCCUCUGCAGGGGGAGGGUCGUCCGAGCUGGACUCUGUUUGGACGGCUGUCGGAGCACAAUGAGACGGCCCUGUUCAGAGAGAAGUUCCUGGACUGGGCUGAGAGGAAGAAGGAGGAAGCAGCUCAAGCAGAGGAAGUCAAGAGCCCAGUCCACUCCACUGAACGCUCCCCGUUUGACUUGGAGCUGCAGCCAUGUGACGCCAAGGCCCUUUUGGACAAUGAGCCAGAUCCGGUGAAGACCGUUCUGGAGGGGGUGGAUGUCAAGCGGGGCCACGGCCUGGUGAGGGCGGACGACGGAAGACAGGCAGAGCUGGCAACAGUUGCUGUAGACACCUGGCACAUCAAAGAGCACGGUGAGGAGGAACUGCCCAAAGAGAGCCUGGGCCAGCUACACGCGGGCGACGCCUACAUCAUCCGUUGGACCUACUCCGUCACCACACUCGUGGGGAAGCGGCAGAAACCCGGCGAGCUGAGUGCCGGAGCUCCUGGAAGAGAGAGGUCUGCUUGUUUUUUCUGGCAAGGCCGUCACUCCAGCGUCAGUGAGAAAGGAACCUCGGCUCUGAUGACCGUGGAGCUGGGCAGCCACAGGGGAUCACAAGUGUUGGUGAGUCAGGGAAAAGAGCCUCCGUGCUUCCUCCAGCUCUUCCAGGGAGGGCUGAUCAUCCAUAAGGGCAGCAGAGAAGACAGUGCCAACAGCACAGGCAGCUGGAGGUUGUUCUGUGUCCGUGGGGAGACAGAGGUGGAGGCCUCGCUGGUGGAGGUCGAUUGCCAGCAUGCCAGUCUACGUUCUCGUGCCAGCCUGGUGCUUCUUAAUGCUCAGAAAGGCCAUCUGUACCUGUGGCAUGGCUGUAAAGCACACGCCAGUGCCAGGCAGGUGGCCAAAAGAGCUGCAGAGAAAGUAACCCAGAGGUGUCCUUCAGAGUUAGGUCUGAGCAGCACCAGCAGUGUGAAACUGGAGGAGGUGGAGGAAGGAUCAGAACCUGCAGAGUUCAUGAAAGCACUGGGCCCACAGGACAAGAAGGCCUACGACUGCAUGCUGCAAGAUCCAGGGAAGUACAACUAUACCCCCCGACUGUUCCGGCUGAGUGCCAGCUCUGGGGUGUUCGAAGGGGAGGAGCAGCUGUAUCCAGCCAGGGUGACGGAGGGAGUCAUGGCGAUGCCCUUCCUGCAGGAGAGCCUCUACUCCGCGCCGCAGCCGGCUCUGUUCCUGCUGGAUAACCGUAUGGAGGUGUACCUGUGGCAGGGCUGGCAGCCUGAAGACACGCAGUGCACCGGCUCUGCAAAGAUACGCGGGAACAAUGAGAGGAAGUGUGCCAUGGAGACGGUGCUGCAGUACUGCAAAGAAAAGAACCCUCGCCGCCCCCCUCUGGCCUAUCUGGUCCUAGCAGGCUGUGAACCUCUCACCUUCACCAACAUCUUCCCAUACUGGGAGAAGGACACAAGUAUCACUUCAAAGGCCGAGCGCUCCAAGAACAAGGUGGUGUUAGUGAAGGAGGCGCUGUCUAAGCUCAGUAAGCAGCAGUACCCCAUCGAGGAGCUGACCAGGAAGCCAUUACCAGAAGGAGUGGACCCUCUACGCCUGGAGGAUUACCUGUCAGACCAGGACUUCAAGACCCUUCUUGAGAUGAGUCGAGUUGAGUUCAACGCCCUGCCAAACUGGAAGCAGAAGAAUCUGAAGAAAAGCAAGGGCCUGUUCUAAAACACAUCAGUCUGUACACAUAUCUGCCGGUUUUUCAUGAUCAGCUUUUCUUACUUUUUUUUAUUCCAAGAAAAAAAACAUGUUAUUUUGUAAAGGAUAAAGAAUGCAAAUGUACAAUUUUGUUUAAAUGUUGAUCUAUUUUUAAUAACGCCAUUGUCGAAGUGUCAGUGAAAUAUUUUAGCCAACCAUUAUGUGCAAUUGUUCAUCUUUUUGAUGGCAAGAUGUUUUCUUUGUAUGGCAAAAAUAGUUACCCUCUCAUUAUAAAUAUGUAAUAUACUAUAAAUGAAUGUGUUUUUAUGUUUACUCCAGACGGUGUUGAUUUCUGUAAGAAUGUCUUUGUAUAAAAAUUGCCUGUGGUUUUAAAACUGAGGGAGGUAUUGAUGGAGUUUUAUAUUUCAUGGAAAAAGCCAGCUUCAUGUAAUGGGAUUAAAUUGUGCAGAAAAAUGUCUCCACUUAGAGGUUGACAAUGAAAAGAAGAAAAACAAAUCAAAGUUCAGAGAAACAAUCCCUGUAAUUUGUGGUCGUUUGAGAGAAACGCGAAGCGAGAUUUUAUUCCCAACAGCUGACAUGUGUCAUGCUGUAAUUUUAACAUCACAAACAUGCAGUUUUUAUCUUUUUAUUGUAACAGGUGUGUGUGCAGACGUUGGUGUGGCAAAGUAAACUCCAAAAUCCCAAAGAAAACUAAAACACGUUAAUUCUGACUUUGCAACCAACCACCACUGAAACUGAACCGUAAUAUUUCUUCAAGUUUGGUACAGGAUACUUCCUGGUUCUCAUGAAUAUCUGCCAAUGUACCAGUGACGGCAGCACUCUGAUCAACUGGUUGUUUGGGACCAAAUUUAAUUUUCUUUUCUUGUUAUAAUUUUUUUGCGAAUGUGUGUGUGUGUGUGUGUGUGUGUGUGUGUGUGUGUGUGUGUGUGUAAAGGUGCACCUUUAAAAGUAUUAAGUGUGUGUGUGUGUGUGUGGAGAGACAGUGAGAGUAACUGUGCUGUAUAAACUGCCUUUAUAGCUAUAGCUGACACCACAGAUGUAUACCGCAAAAUGUGCAUACUGUAUGUUAUGUGUCUGCGAAUUAGGAAAUUCUCUGUAUGAUGAUGCAUGAUGUUUUGCUUAACAAUCAUGUAUUAGUUUGUUGCAGCAUGAAUCUUUUUUGUGAUACAUAACAUCUGCAUUGUAUGUGGAGAAUGGCUUCCAGGCCAGCUUUUAUUUCACGGCACAUAAAAGUAAACGUUGGUGGUGGGGAAAACGAGGUAUUAUUGCUCAAACUUCCCUUAUAAAUAAACUGGUUUUCAAAA
Molecule: messenger RNA, 6232 nt
Organism: Chelmon rostratus (copperband butterflyfish)
Lineage: Eukaryota; Metazoa; Chordata; Actinopteri; Chaetodontiformes; Chaetodontidae
Gene: svild
Product: supervillin d
Exons: 29
Coding region: 516-4937 (1473 amino acids)
Biological process (GO): actin polymerization or depolymerization; barbed-end actin filament capping; cytoskeleton organization
Cellular component (GO): actin cytoskeleton; cytoplasm
Molecular function (GO): actin filament binding; phosphatidylinositol-4,5-bisphosphate binding
Source: RefSeq, a predicted model, not a curated record